AUGGCUGCCGACGAUCUGCAUUUCACACGAACACUGUCCACCGUUCUCGCUACGAGCUUCUUCUUUGUACUCCUAUGCAGUUCGCUACAAGUACGUGGCGUGAACUACACGUUCAUGAAGGACGCGGCGCUGGCGCCCAGCGUGUCGUACUACGACUACAUCAUUGUGGGCGGCGGCACGGCCGGGUGUCCGCUGGCGGCCACUCUGUCGGAGCGCUUCCGCGUGCUCCUGCUGGAGCGCGGCGGCUCGCCCUACGACGACGAGCGCAUCGGGGACAUGGCCCGCUUCGCGGACACGCUGUCCGACACCUCCCCGGGCUCGCCCGCGCAGCGGUUCGUGUCGGAGGACGGCGUCAUCAACUCGCGCCCGCGGGUGCUGGGCGGCGGCAGCUGCAUCAACGCCGGCUUCUACACGCGGGCCAGCGACGACUACGUGCGGGACGCCGGGUGGGACCUGGAGGCCACCGGGGCGGCGUACCGGUGGGUGGAGGACGUGGUGGCGUUCCAGCCGGAGCUGGGCCCCUGGCAGGCCGCGCUGCAGAGCGGGCUGAUCGAGGCCGGGGUCGCGCCGGACAACGGAUUUACGUUCGACCACCUCGACGGGACCAAGGUCGGCGGGUCCAUUUUCGACGCCGACGGACGGCGGCACACGGCCGCGGACCUGCUGAGGUACGCGCGCGCCGAGGGGCUCGACGUGCUGCUACGAGCCAGAGUGGCCAAGAUCUUGUUCAUUAAUGUCAGAGGGAGACGGCCAGUGGCACGCGGCGUGGUGUUCCACGACUCCGAGGGGCGGAUGCACAAGGCGUACCUCAACGCCGGCCGCCGGAACGAGAUCAUCCUAUCGGCGGGGGCCAUGGGCAGCCCACAGCUGCUGAUGCUCAGCGGCGUCGGCUCAGCCGACCACCUCAGCUCGUUCGGCAUCAGAAUCGUGCACGACCAGCCCGCGGUCGGCCAGGGGAUGUCCGACAACCCCAUGAACGCCAUCUACGUGCCGUCGCCUUCCCCGGUCGAGAUCUCGCUCAUACAGGUCGUCGGCAUCACCCAGGUCGGGAGCUACAUCGAGGGCGCCAGCGGGUCCAACUGGGGCGUCCGGCCCUCAGCCUCCGGCGGUGUCCACCGGCCGCGCAACUUCGGCAUGUUCUCUCCACAGACGGGGCAGCUGGCCACGGUGCCCCCGAAGCAGCGCACGCCGGAGGCCAUCGCGCGCGCAGCGGAGUCGAUGAGGCAGCUCGACGACUCGGCCUUCCGCGGUGGCUUCAUCCUGGAGAAGGUCCUCGGCCCGCUGUCCACGGGCCACCUCGAGCUGCGCAACCGCGACCCCGACGACAACCCGUCGGUGACGUUCAACUACUUCUCGCACCCCGAGGACAUCCGCCGCUGCGUGGCCGGCUUGUCGGUCAUCGAGAGCGUCAUCCACUCCAAGGCCUUCGAGAACUUCACGUACUCCUACUUCUCCAUGGAGACGCUGCUCAACAUGUCGACCGGGUUCCCGGUCAACCUGCUGCCCCGGCACGACAGCGACUCCACAUCGCUUGAGAUGUUCUGCAAGGACACCGUCAUGACCAUCUGGCACUACCACGGCGGCUGCCAGGUCGGCAGGGUCGUCGACGCUGAGUACCGAGUGCUCGGCGUCGACGCGCUGCGCGUCAUCGACGGCUCCACUUUCAACGCCUCACCAGGAACCAACCCGCAGGCCACCGUCAUGAUGCUCGGCAGGUAUAUGGGAGUCAGAAUCCAAAAUGAAAGGUUGAAAGCUGAAGGAGUAGAGGGAACAGAACUGUAA
This is a messenger RNA of Miscanthus lutarioriparius, 1782 nucleotides long. The record is from the annotation of a GenBank genome assembly. NCBI's taxonomy places the organism in Eukaryota, Viridiplantae, Streptophyta, Magnoliopsida, Poales, Poaceae.